AAGAACUUCACCAGCUACAAAAAUCCACCCACAACCUCUUUCAUCCCACAGCAGAAAUAUCAGAACCUCCACCCCCAAACUCUGACUGUUACCCAGCCAAUCACCAGCCUGCUCUGCAGAUCUGUAAACAGGCUGUUAUAUAACCAGAACCAGCCCAAAUCAUGUUUUACCCUCCCUGUCUGUACAGAUUCAUGAAUAUGCAAACAUUCCAUAAUAUUAUGAGUUUAAUUGGCUGCCAGCAGCGAAAACCUAACAGAGGCCCCGCCCACUCACUGUCUAUUGGCUGUGAGAGACAGAGGGGGCUACAGAGACUCGUGAGCAGAGAGGGAGAGAAAACGAAAGUAAGUUGGUCCUCCAUUACAGAAGAAUGAAGAAAGAGUGACGCAGUUUAGAAAAAAACGAUCUAACUUCAACCAACUCGAUUCUACAGCGGUUUAUUUUCACUGGAUGUCGGAUUUCAGAACUAGGCCAAACCUCACAACCGAGUGGACAACUUAAAUAUUCAUAGAUCUGCAUGUUCACUGAAGCGCCUCCAUGAUGGAGCCUCAUAAUUCCACUGAUGGAGGAGGAUCCUCUGAUCCAAAGGGGAGGGGAAGUCUACUGCAGAAUGAGUCGAGGUGUAGACUGUGUGAGCAACUUUCCAAAGAUCCAGUCUCUAUAACCUGUGGACACAGUUUCUGCAGACUGUGCAUCAACAGAUACUGGGACGAAACUUGCCAGACUGGAGAUUUCAGCUGUCCCUCCUGCAGAAAGAGAUCUAAAACACGUCCUGCUCUACAUCCACACACAGAUGAGUCUCUAAAAACGGACUCUAACCAACAAGAGGAUGUCCUUCACAGAGUUUUACAGAAACACAAAAUCUGUAUGAAGAACAGGUACGAGAGUUUAUUUGAAGGAAUCAAAACACAAGAGAACAGAACCCUCCUGAACAGGAUUUACACACAGCUCUACAUCAUAGAGGGAGAGAGUGAAGGGGUUAAUGAAGAACAUGAGAUUAUAAAGAUCGAGAAGACUUCAAACAAAUACUUACAGGAAACCCCAAUCAACUGCUUAGACAUCUUUAGACCUGUAAAAGAUCCUGAAGAAGAAAUGGAAGGAAUGAACGAAACAGCUGUGAUGGUUAAUAACAUCAGACAAAAUGAAAGGAAAGAAGAUAAAGAACCAAAAGAGCUUAGAACUGUUCUGACUAAAGGCAUCGCUGGCAUCGGAAAAACAGUCUCUGUACAGAAGUUCAUUCUGGACUGGGCAGAGGGAACAGCCAAUCAGGAUGUAGAUUUCAUGUUUGUGCUUCCAUUCCGAGAGCUGAACCUGAUUAAAGAUGAGCAGUACAGUCUUUACACACUUCUCUGCACUUUUCAUCCUGAGAUCAAAGACCUGGGCUCUAGGAUUUGUGAUGAGCGCAAAGUUGUGUUUAUCUUUGAUGGUCUGGAUGAAAGCAGAAUUCCACUGAAUUUUUCACAGUGUGAGAAAGUGUCUGACAUCACUGCAACAUCAUCAGUGGGUGUGUUAAUGACAAACCUUCUCAAAGGAGAGUUACUGCCCUCUGCUCACAUCUGGAUUACCUCCCGACCAGCAGCAGCCAAUCAGAUUCCUCCUCAGUAUAUCAACCGUGUUACAGAAAUUCAGGGGUUUAAUGACCCACAGAAGGAGGAGUACUUCAGGAAGAGAAUCAGUGACCAAGACCAAGCCCAGAAAAUCAUCUCCCACAUUAAGACAGCGAGGAGUCUCCACAUCAUGUGCCACAUUCCCGUCUUCUGCUGGAUCUCAGCCACUGUGCUUCAGCGAAUCAUGAAACAGAGUAAUACAGAAAUCCCUAAAACCCUGACUGAGAUGUACUCCCACUUUCUGAUCACUCAGACCAACAGGAAGAAUGAGAAGUAUGAAGAGAAUCUAAACUUGGAUCCAGUGAAAUUGCUGGAAUCUAACAGAACCAUGCUUCUGAAACUGGCAAAACUGGCUUUUAAGCAGCUGAUGAAGGGGAACGUGAUGUUCUAUGAAGAGGACCUGAGAGAGUGCAGUAUUGAUCUCACAGAGGCCUCAGUGUAUUCUGGGAUCUGCACUGAGAUCUUUAGGGAGGAAUGUGUGCUUUAUCAAAGGAAGGUCUACAGCUUUGUACAUCUGAGCUUUCAGGAGUUCCUGGCUGCUUUCUAUGUGUUUCACUGCUACCUGAGCAAGAACAUGAAGGACCUGGGGGUUUUUAAACCACAGAACAGAAAAUGGGAUGAAAAUGUCUCACUGCAUGUGCUCCUGAUGAGAGCAGUGAGCAAAGCCUCAGGGAGUCAGAAUGGACAUCUGGAUCUUUUCCUCCGUUUCCUGCUGGGCAUCUCUCUUGACUCCAGUCAGAAGAUCCUACAGGGCCUCCUGAUCCACACAGAGAGCACCUCACAGAGCAUCAAGCAAACAGUGACACACAUCAAAUACCUAAUCUCAACAGAAGAUCUUAAUACUGACAGAUCUAUAAACCUGUUCCUCUGUCUGACUGAAAUGAAUGACCAGGAUUUACCCAGAGAGAUUCAGAAAUACAUAAAUUCAGAUGAAAGUUUAAAAAAGAAUCUGUCUGCUCUGGAGUGUUUAGCUCUGUCCUACAUGCUGCAGACCUCAGAGGAGGUGCUGGAAGAGCUGGACCUGAAGAAAUACAGCACAUCAAGAAUUGCUUAUAUGAAACUGUUUCCAGCUGUGAACAACUGCAGAAAGGCUCUGUGA
Molecule: messenger RNA, 2703 nt
Organism: Astyanax mexicanus (Mexican tetra)
Lineage: Eukaryota; Metazoa; Chordata; Actinopteri; Characiformes; Acestrorhamphidae
Product: NLR family CARD domain-containing protein 3-like
Exons: 4
Coding region: 535-2703 (722 amino acids)
Source: RefSeq, a predicted model, not a curated record